This is a messenger RNA of Ophidiomyces ophidiicola, 489 nucleotides long. RefSeq lists its product as uncharacterized. NCBI's taxonomy places the organism in Eukaryota, Fungi, Ascomycota, Eurotiomycetes, Onygenales, Onygenaceae. The transcript is spliced from 2 exons. The record is from RefSeq and is a predicted model, not a curated record. The coding region runs from base 1 to 489 and encodes 162 amino acids.
AUGCCGCUUCUUCGCGCAGUACAUUAUCCCACGACACUCCUCAGGGCUACUAUGCCCCCCAGCACGCUCCACUGUCUUUCUCGCACCCAGCUCCCCAAGCCAACCAUCUCUUCUUUCAAACGACCCCUAUCCACCCCGUCGUCACCUACAACCAAACGCGCCGCCAUCGCCUUCUACUACCCCAACAAGGCCCGCGAACGUCUAGAUAUCGCGGCCUCCAAGCUCCAACAACAACCCAGCCGGGGACCAGUCUCCGAAACAGAAAAGAUCAAGCUCUUGUCCGAAGAGGUGGUGCGGCUGUCGAAGCUACUAGGCGACAUGGGAGCGAAAAUCGCGAAGUUGCAGGACCAGUCGUCUUCGACGAUGAAGCUGCUGGAGUUUAUUCAAGGUCUUGGGAAGGGGAUCGGGUGGGUGGCUUCGGUGACCACCAUCAUGGUUGGUUCUGGGUUUUUCGAGUUGAUGAAUCGAGUCAAAAUAACUAUUUCUUGA